Messenger RNA from Rhincodon typus (whale shark), 1114 nucleotides. RefSeq names its product Fanconi anemia group B protein-like. The transcript is spliced from 5 exons. NCBI's taxonomy places the organism in Eukaryota, Metazoa, Chordata, Chondrichthyes, Orectolobiformes, Rhincodontidae. Bases 1 to 858 code for a protein of 285 amino acids. Gene Ontology annotation, biological process: positive regulation of double-strand break repair via homologous recombination; replication-born double-strand break repair via sister chromatid exchange; interstrand cross-link repair. Gene Ontology annotation, cellular component: Fanconi anaemia nuclear complex. The record is from RefSeq and is a predicted model, not a curated record.
AUGGGGACUCCAGGAGAACAGCUAGGCCUGGCCUCCCUUGAAGAACUGCAACAACUAUUGAGAGCUAAAGAAAGAGUUUUACUUCAGUCUACCAAAGCUCUAACAAGUCUUAUUGAAGGAAAGCGGUCCACCCUGCCCAAAGCUGAGGAGGAAGGUUUGGUUUCUCUUUGGAAUGAAGAGGAGUCGGACCUGCAGCCUCUUGCAGAGGAGGCUGGUCCUACCAGUCAAGUGUUAAACUACCCAGUACAGAAGAUCUGGCAACGCGUAGUGGAUAGUAGCUGGAUUGUGGGGAUACAAUUAUCUGAAUCUGUCAGCUUAAAUUUUGACUAUCUGAGUUUGUCACUGAUGAUGGAUCAUGACUUUACUGCUGCUCCAGUGAUUCAAUCUCAAAGUAAAGUACUGAAGGUAAACAAAUCCCAAGUAUCAGCAUCAUUUCACCAGUAUCCAUCGAAACCUCCAAUGAAGAAGCCAAGACUGGAGGUGCAAAACAUACGCACUUUGAGUAGCAGCCAUAAGGAAGACCCGUGUUUUCAUAUUUACAAAGAUCAUGCACAGACCAUCACAGUUAUCACAGACUUGUCACCGCUACUGGUAUACAGUAAUAUUUGUUGCUACGUAUUACUGCAUGGUACAAUGGGUCCUAUUCAGAAAACUGGAUUCAUGAAAAAAGAGAAGAUUAUAUCAUGUGGCAGAAUAUCUUUAAACCUGGAGGAUAUCUGGAAUGAAAAGUAUGCAAUAAGCCUGUUGCAGAAUCCUUUGCUAUGUACAGCGGGUCGAUACUCUGCAAAGUUCUCUUCUCCAGAGAGCAGUGGAAGCUGGGUCAUUGAAUACAUUCAAGACCGAUCAAUAAGGGAGUGAAAAGUUACGGAAGGCAUUCAGGAAAGGAGGAAGUCACAAUCAGAUAGGCCUUGAUUUUGAGUGACAGAACAGACUUAAAGGCCUACUACAAUUCUUGGGUUCUUGAACGUACUCACAUUCAGGCCAAUGCCUUGAUGCGUCAAACCUGUUGAACUAGAAGCACAAAGUGCGUCCCUGAAGAGAGAGAAUAUCUAUCUACAAUAUCUACAGCACAUGGGCUGCAGUGGUUCAAGGUGAUAGCUCAUCAUCACCUUCU